This is a messenger RNA of Trematomus bernacchii (emerald rockcod), 844 nucleotides long. RefSeq lists its product as uncharacterized. The coding region runs from base 1 to 612 and encodes 203 amino acids. The transcript is spliced from 2 exons. The record is from RefSeq and is a predicted model, not a curated record. Lineage: Eukaryota; Metazoa; Chordata; Actinopteri; Perciformes; Nototheniidae.
AUGUCCGUGCUGACGGCCGCUGAGGGCUACGGCCUGAGAGACAUGGUGCAGGGCCUGCAGGACCGGUACCGGCUGGCAGGGAAGGAGCCUCCACAGGUCCUGUAUGUGGACAGGGACUGCUGCCGGAGGGACGGAGGCACCUGCGCUGCAGCUGCUCUCUUCCCCGCCUGGCCACGCCUGGCUGUCAGGCUGGACAUCUGGCACUUUAUACGCCGACUGGCAGUAGGCGUGACCUCCGAGAGCCACUUCCUCUACCCCGAGUUCAUGCGGCGUCUCUCCAGCUGCAUCUUCGAGUGGGACCCGGAGGACCUGUCCCUCUUGGAGACGGCCCUGCAGGCGGACGAGUCCAGAAGGACGCCGUCCAGCAAGGAGUUGGGUCGGCACUGCCGCCGCCGCACGCGUGGGGCUCAGGAGACCGAGCGUCUCCUUGGAGAGGCGGUGGAGGCGUUCAAGGGGGCCACCGAUGCCAUGAACGUCCCCCUGCUGGACCGACGCCGCAUGGAGGAGAUCCUGGAGACACAGAGGCAUCACAUCCCCUGCAUUCAGCUACAGCUCUUACAGGAAACAAUUCAACAUGUUUCAUGUUCAGACAUGAAUUCAGACACUGAAUAAUCAGAGCCUCUCCCCUUCAGGAUCCUGCUGGUCUCCGCCUGUACACCAAGACGGGACAGCUGACCCGGGGGGGGGGUGUCUCUGUCCGUCUACCGCUGUGCCCGCGGCUCCACGUCCCUGGAGUCCUUCCACCUGCACCUCCACAGGUUCAUCCCGGGCUCCUCUGCGAGGGGGACAUUCCUCCAAAUGUUACUGUUGGAGGGGCUCACGAGGUGGAACGAGGACCGGGGAA